AAGUUCUGACCGGAUGUGAAGCAGAACCUCAAACCGGACCUCCUGCGGUACCAGGCUCCUUCCUCAGCCUGCCUUACAGGCAGUUCCUCUGUCAGCCUGCGGGGGGCGCGCUGUUCCAGCAGCUGGAGAGCCAAAGGCCUCUAUGCCCCACCCCUCCUUUCUGAUUGGCUGCUUCCUGCUACUCAACGCGCCAGCUCCGCCCACUGGCUCCACAGCACCCAGACCCUGCACAGACCAGCAGACGGGUCAGAACCGCAGGAAUCGGAACCAGAAGAUCCAACAUGGCCGCAUGUUCAGGAUGUGGACCCGGAUACCGCAGCCCGCUGGACGCCAUGAAGGGCCCCCGUGAGCGGAUCGUCUACCUGCCCUGUAUCUACCGCAGCACCGCGGUCCAGAAGCCCGACUACCUGGCCACAGUGGACGUCGACCCGGAGUCGCCCACGUACUGCCAGGUGAUCCACCGCCUGCCGAUGCCGAACCUGAACGAUGAGCUGCAUCACUCCGGUUGGAACGCCUGCAGCAGCUGCUUCGGCGACCCGACCCGAACCCGGAACCGGCUCAUCCUGCCGUCGCUCAUCUCCUCCCGGAUCUACGUGAUCGAUGUGGGAACCGAGCCCAGAGCGCCGCGGAUCCACAAGACGGUGGAGCCCAUCGAUCUGUACUGGAAGUGCGGCCUGGCCAACCCUCACACCAGCCACUGCCUGGCCAGCGGCCAGAUCAUGAUCAGCUGCAUGGGAGAGCCAGCAGGUGGCGGUAAAGGGGGCUUUGUCCUGCUGGACGGUGAGACGUUUGAGGUGAUCGGUAACUGGGAGCAUCCAGGUGAGGCGGCGCCAUUCGGCUACGACUUCUGGUACCAACCCCGCCACAAUGUGAUGAUCAGCACCGAGUGGGGGCCCAAAGCGCUGGUCCACGGCUUCAACCCAGCCCACGUCAAGGAAGGUCUCUACGGAUCCGCCCUCCAUGUCUGGGACUGGACCAGCCACAGGAAGCUGCAGACUCUGGAACUGGGAGAAGAUGGCGCCAUUCCUUUGGAGGUCCGCUUCCUGCACGACCCCGACGCCACCGAGGGCUACGUGGGAUGUGCCCUGCGGGGAUGUGUCUUCAGGUUCUACAGACCCCGGUCAGAACCACCGCUGUCAUGGAGGCUGCCGGGCUUCUGUAGGAGGUUCUGGUCCAAACGCAGGAGGUUCUGGUACCAGAGGGUCCAUCGGCCACCACCGAGAGCCCAGAACAGAGAUAGCUGGAGAUCUGGUUCUGGUGUCCAUCAUCAGAACCAUCAAAAGGUUCUGAUAGUUGUGAUGUUUCCUCAGAAAGGCGACUGGGCCGCAGAGAAGGUCAUCAGUGUUCCCAGUAAGAAGGUGGAGGGAUGGAUGCUACCUGAGAUGCCAAGCCUCAUCACUGACAUCCUGAUCUCGUUGGAUGAUCGCUUCCUCUACUUCAGCAACUGGCUCCACGGUGACAUCAGACAGUAUGACAUCACAGACCGCAGGAACCCUCGAUUGGUUGGACAGGUGUUCCUGGGAGGAAGCAUCAUCAGAGACGGACCAGUCAAAGUCCUGGAGGAUCCAGAAAAGCAGGAGCAGCCGGCUCCUUGCAUCAUCAAGGGGAAGCGUGUCCCUGGAAGUCCCCAGAUGCUGCAGCUCAGUCUGGACGGUCGGAGACUUUACGUCACCACGUCUCUGUUCAGCGGUUGGGACAAGCAGUUCUACCCGGACAUGAUGAGAGAGGGCUCGGUGAUGAUGCGGAUCGAUGUGGACGCGGAGCGGGGCGGCCUGUCCCUCAACCCGGACUUCCUGGUGGACUUCGGCCGGGAGCCCGACGGGCCGGCGCUGGCCCACGAGCUGCGCUACCGGGGCGACUGCACCUCCGACAUCUGGGUCUGACGUAGGAGCGCUUUAUCAGCAGCUCCGGUUUGAAAUGUUUCUGCUGAAAAGCCUUUGAAUAAAUCAGAUUCUGUCUCUAAAAGAUAAAAGACAAAAACGUAAAUCUGCUCUUCACUGGUCGCAACGCGGCGGCGCGACCCGCAGCAGUUGCUAUGCUGCACUGCCAUGCUACACUGCUAUGCUGCACUGCUAUGCUCACUUUUAUGCUACGCUGCUAUGCUACACUGCUAUGCUGCACUGCCAUGCUACACUGCUAUGCUGCACUGCCAUGCUACACUGCUAUGCUGCACUGCCAUGCUACACUGCUAUGCUGCACUGCUAUGCUACACUUUUAUGCUUCGCUGCUAUGCUGCACUGCUAUGCUACACUUUUAUGCUUCGCUGCUAUGCUAUGCUGCACUGCCAUGCUACACUGCUAUGCUACACUUUUAUGCUACUGCUAUGCUACACUGCUAUGCUACACUGCUAUGCUACACUUUUAUGCUUCGCUGCUAUGCUAUGCUGCACUGCUAUGCUACACUGCUAUGCUACACUUUUAUGCUUCGCUGCUAUGCUAUGCUGCACUGCUAUGCUACACUGCUAUGCUACACUGCUAUGCUACACUUUUAUGCUUCGCUGCUAUGCUAUGCUGCACUGCUAUGCUACACUGCUAUGCUACACUGCUAUGCUAUACUUUUAUGCUACGCUGCUAUGCUACACUGCUAUGCUACACUGCUAUGCUACACUUUUAUGCUUCGCUGCUAUGCUAUGCUGCACUGCUAUGCUACACUGAUAUGCUACACUGCUAUGCUGCACAGUAAAGUAUUUAGCAGAAGCUAAUGCUAAGGUGCUAAUUUUAAGGCAAAUUAAAUCUACAAUUUUUGAACCAUU
This is a messenger RNA of Poeciliopsis prolifica (blackstripe livebearer), 2752 nucleotides long. RefSeq names its product methanethiol oxidase-like. The record is from RefSeq and is a predicted model, not a curated record. Lineage: Eukaryota; Metazoa; Chordata; Actinopteri; Cyprinodontiformes; Poeciliidae. Gene Ontology annotation, molecular function: selenium binding.